Molecule: messenger RNA, 1530 nt
Organism: Armigeres subalbatus
Lineage: Eukaryota; Metazoa; Arthropoda; Insecta; Diptera; Culicidae
Product: protein CDV3 homolog
Exons: 1
Coding region: 104-805 (233 amino acids)
Cellular component (GO): cytoplasm
Source: RefSeq, a predicted model, not a curated record
GUCCAUUCAGAAAAAAUAAAUCCAUCAGUUCGCGAGUGCGACGAAAGGGAGAAACUUCUACUGCUGGCUGCUGGCAUUUAUCACCACGUUGUUUGCUGCUGCAAUGGCCGAUUUGGACGAUUUUUUCGCGAAAAAAGACCGCAAAAAGUCGAAAACGAAAAAGUUUGCCACCCCGGAGGAACUGGCGAAAUCGAUUGAAGAGGCCGCGAAGAAAACUGCUGAAUCGAAAGCCAGGAAGGUGACCCCGCAGAAUCCCGAAGGAGUAGGAAAUGAGCCGAAGAAGCCUGCACAAGCGGACGAAGAGUGGAAGGAAUUCGAGGAGGAACGAAAGGAUUACAGUGGACUGAAAUUAGCACAGUUGACCAUCUCCGAACAGGAAGGCUCCGAAGACACGGCAGGUAAGGACGGUGGUUCUGCGGUUGAUGGCGACGGAGAGGGUGGUGAUGUCGGUAGUGGAAACAAUAAAUCUGGAGCGUGGAGAAAUGUCGACUCUAGUGCCGAAUCGGCUGAUAAACAACAGCAGCUGCAGCAACAACAACAACAACGGGCCGGGCCCAGUGUCUACGUGACGCCGGCCAUGAAAAACUUGCGGCUGAAGAAGAAGGGGGUUGCACCGGAUUUGAAGAACGAGGAAUUCUUCCCGACGUUGGGUGCGGAAGCGCCGGUGGAUCCGACACGAGGUAAAAAAGAUUCCACAUUCGAAGAGGUGAAGCACGGUGGCCGCGUCCGGUCGUCGGAUCUUCCUUCGGCACAGCCCCUGCAGGUAGGAAACAGAUUCACCUCGUUGAGCAACGAUGCAAGCUAGAGAGUGUCCGGGCGGCAGCGGGAAUGCCGUCAAGUCAGGGCUAGGAGUAGGAGAAGGAACUUUGCCGGCGAUUGUCGCCGGUUUGCAUCCUAGGUUUUUGUAUUGUUUAAUUCUCUUAUUCUAUUAUUUUCUUCCAAAUUGAUAGCCUGUGUCCCGCGUAUAAAUGUGCUCUACCUAUUUACACAAACAGACUGCUCACUACAAAUAAGAGGAAACAAGAUUAGGAACUUGAUUUCGGACGUUUUCAUUGUUUCGGGAGUGGAUGGCUUGGUUUCAAAGAUUGGGGAAUUAAUACGAUUUAAGGAGAUCGUUCGAAUUGAUAUUUACGCACUAGCCUGCAUUUUCUCUCCGAGUUUGAAUGAAGUGAUUCCACCUCCAAAACAAUGAAAUCUUAAGAAUACAGUGUUUUAGCUACUGAAUAUUUGACAGAAAAAUGUACGAUUUUUUUUGGCAAAAUAACAAUUAUCGUAUCCAAGAUAGUAGUAACCCAUUUCUUGAUUCGAAAGCAGAUGAAAUCGGCAGCCAAACACAUUUUACGACAGUAUCGAUACGGCGCGUUUCUCCAACUCGCAGGGGAAAGAAAUUAUUGAUGGGAACAUUAUUAUUAAAUUGCAAAUCAAAGGACAAAACAAAUCUUCGUUACUACUUUCAUUAAAUACUUCCGCGAAAGCUAAGCCGUGUUGGUUUUGUAAUCAAUAAAAAUCAGAGGUAAUAAAUCUAAAAAA